Molecule: messenger RNA, 1095 nt
Organism: Clonostachys byssicola
Lineage: Eukaryota; Fungi; Ascomycota; Sordariomycetes; Hypocreales; Bionectriaceae
Source: the annotation of a GenBank genome assembly
AUGGAGGAUAAUGCAACAGGCACGCUGGAGGGACAUGUUGCAUCACCAAUAUGGGAUCUUGUGAACUUCAUGUACCACCCAGAGUACCACGAUGCACAAUUGGUAAUUCUAUGCAAAGGUCAAAUGUUUGUUAUUGAAAUGGACCCCAAAUACUUCUCAGACUCCCCAGAGCAAAAAGAAAAAUACCUAUUCUGGAUGCAGGUCGUCGAUGAAGGUGAAGUAGAUGGCUUUGUGGAGGAGGAUUUCUGGGACUGGGCCGUGGCUCCCCUCAUGCCACUCCUAGAGGCACUGCCGCCUUCGCCUGGCCUGGAAACCAUUCAUGAUUUUCUCUUCGCCAUGUGCACCCAGUACAAGCUGUGUGCGGGACCCAGUGGCCCGGUUGCCACUCUCGACAAGGAAGCCAGCUCUUAUGGUUCCUCGUUCCGCGUGUCGCUCUCGGAGCCUGAGUGCGCGCCAUUCGCUGCAUUUUCUCCGUCUGAAGUCAAGAUCUUCAAGGGAGAUAAACCUUUAUCGUUCUCCUGGGGCCAUCCAGAGCUGGUGCUUUUGCCGGACGGAACAAUCGCCGAGCUUCUCCUAGUUCACCGCGGUCAUCUUACAUUGCCUGAUAAGCUCGAGGCUUUUUGGAAGAUAGAUGAAGCGGUAGGCAGCGAUACCUUAGUUCAGAGGAUGUACGGGCUACUCAAGAGCGAGAACGGCGACGUCCACGGGCUCUUGCUAUCUCACAUUGACUGCAAAUAUCAUGGGAUUCACUCUGCUGCACACUAUGAAGAUGCAUCCAUGCGGCCGAGAUGGACAAAGCAAAUCCUACAGUCCGUCGAAAGAUUACAUGCGGCUGGCGUAAUCUGGGGUUAUGCCGAUCCUGGCAACGUUCUGAUCGAUCGAAACAACGAUGCAUGGAUCAUAGGCUGUGGCAACGGAUACACCAAAGGUUGGACUCCUAAAGGGUUGGCUGGAACAAAGGAGGGUGACUGGCUAGCCGUUGAGAAGGUACUCGGUUUUCGAUACGUGGAUGACAGUGGGUUUUACUUUGAGCGCAGGUCGAACAUCCUCGACUCUCCACGUGGAGUCUUUGGACAGCCAGGCACAAAAUUGUAG